UGCAUUCGUGGCAUGCAUUAUAGAGGAGGAUGUGCAGGGUUCAUUUCAUUGUGACUGCAUUGUAGUAGAACAAAGAUUCGUUUAUUCUAUCUCAAUGUUCUAUUUGAUAUUGCAGUCGCAAGGGCUUUUAAUAUUUCUCGGGGAUGGGGGAGGGAGAUUCAUGAAGGUUUACGUAUCUGCCGGAGCCGAGGUCGAAGUUAACCUUAGUCCCUUCCCCGUCGCUUCCCGUUCCGGAUUAGAAAGCGCAAGGCCCGCCUCACUCUUCCUGCAGCAAUUUGCAAACGGGGAGCUCUCGGAGGCUGCUGCAGCGUACCUGGUGCAGGCCGUGAGAGCAGCGGGCAAGUGCGAUGCGGUCUUUAAGGGCUUUUCGGACUGUUUGCUCAAGCUGGGCGACAGCAUGGCCAACUACCCGCAGGGCCUGGACGACAAGACGAACAUCAAGACCGUGUGCACAUACUGGGAGGAUUUCCACAGCUGCACGGUCACAGCCCUUACGGAUUGCCAGGAAGGGGCGAAAGAUAUGUGGGAUAAACUGAGAAAAGAAUCCAAAAACCUCAACAUCCAAGGCAGCUUAUUCGAACUCUGCGGCAGCGGCAACGGGGCGGCGGGGUCCCUGCUCCCGGCGCUCCCCGUGCUCCUGGUGUCUCUCUCGGCAGCUUUAGCAACUUGGCUUUCCUUCUGAGCGCGGGGCCGGCUCCCCCCGCGCACCCACCCACACUCACUCCAUGCUCCCGGAAAUCGAGAGGAAGAUCCAUUCGUUCUUUGGGGACGUUGUGAUUCUCUGUGAUGCUGAAAACACUCAUAUAGGAUUGUGGGAAAUCCUGAUUCUCCUUUUGAUUUCGUUUGAUUUCUUGUGUUUUAUUUGCCAAAUGUUACCAAUCAGUGAGCAAGCAAGCACAGCCAAAAUCGGACCUCAGCUUUAGUCCGUCUUCACACUAAAAUAAGAAAACGGCAAACCCACCCCAUUUUUUUUUAAUUUUUAUUUUUUGGCACAAGAAUCUCAGGAACGGCCCUGGGCCACCUACUAUAUUAAUCAUGUUAAUGCAUGACAAAUGAUGGGCUCCUCCUAAUAGGAAAGAGAGGAGAGGAGAAGGCCAGGGGAAUGAAUUCAAGAGAGAUGUCCACGAGGAAAGCAUAUGGUGAAUAAGUCACGCUCACGUCUUUCUUCCACCGUAUCUUGUUUUGAUCAUUUCCACUGCAUAUUUCUCCUCGAGGAAAGUAAAAGGAUAGAUUGUUGGCUUUGUGGUUUAAGGAUAGGAGGGAGAGAGGGAAGGGUAUCUAGGUAAAGGCUUCCAGAAGAAUCGCUGCUAAAGUCACUGAGAGGUUAAGCUUUACCUGCUGUUGUCGAUGCAUCUUUCCAAGUCCACUGCCUUUAUUUUCCCUCUUGUUUUAGCUGUUACACAUACAGUAAUACCUGAAUAUCCAACGGUAUAGAUUACAAGGGGGGGAUGUUAAAUGUUAAUCUAAAAUAUAGUUAAAAAAAGAUUUUGACAUAAAAGAGCCUUGAUUUUAAAAAAAAGAGAGAGAUGUAAUUUAAAAAGUUUAUUAUAAAUUAAAUUCAGCAAAAAAAGAUUUGCUACAAAGUAUAGA
Ailuropoda melanoleuca (giant panda) is the source of this 1590-nucleotide messenger RNA. RefSeq names its product neuritin 1 (gene NRN1). The record is from RefSeq and is a predicted model, not a curated record. Gene Ontology annotation, biological process: neuron projection extension; nervous system development. The transcript is spliced from 3 exons. The coding region runs from base 95 to 682 and encodes 195 amino acids. Lineage: Eukaryota; Metazoa; Chordata; Mammalia; Carnivora; Ursidae. Gene Ontology annotation, cellular component: plasma membrane.